CGAGAGAGAAUAGGUGUAUUCUAACCAUUCUUCCUCUGGAUGAUAAUGCCAUAUGGUGGUCUAGUUUAGUGGGAGAAAGCGCGCGCUCCUUCCAUGGAGAUCACUCUGCACUCAUGUCCCUCUACCAGAGAAGUGCUUCCCUUGUCGACACCAUUCACUCUUAGCAAAAACCCAUUUCACACUUUUACUCCUCAUUCUCGUUUCCAUUUCGAAAGGCUUCAAUUUAACAGGAAGCUCUUCACCUUGGAAACCAGAGAUAAACAUUAUGCAAGACACAAAGCCAUGGAAACUUCAUCUGAGGAUUCUUCGUUAUUAUCAUUGAAUAAUAAACCUAACAGAAACCUGGCUUUGCUGGAUGAAUAUGAGCUUGAAGAAUUUGAAACCGAAGUGAAUGCGACACACCAAAGUGGUUAUGUAGCUGUUUUGGGCAAGCCAAAUGUUGGAAAGAGUACACUUGCAAACCAGAUGAUUGGUCAGAAGCUUUCAAUUGUUACAGAUAAACCUCAGACUACAAGGCAUCGUAUUCUGGGCAUCUGUUCUGGCCCUGAAUAUCAGUGGAUGGGAGUUUUGCAGAUGAUAUUGUAUGAUACACCUGGUGUUAUCGAAAAGAAAAUGCACAAGCUGGACACAAUGAUGAUGAAAAAUGUUCGCAGUGCUGCCAUUAAUGCAGAUUGUGUUCUCGUCGUUGUAGAUGCAUGUAAAACACCUUCAAAGAUUGACGAAGUUAUGGAAGAAGGUGUAGGAAACAUCAAGGGGAAGGUGCCCACUUUGCUGGUGUUGAAUAAGAAGGAUUUGAUUAAACCUGGGGAAAUAGCAAAGAGACUAGAGUGGUACGAGAAGUGUGUCGAUGUUGAUGAUGUUAUACCUGUGAGUGCUAAAUAUGGUCAUGGCAUCAAUGACGUGAAGGAUUGGAUCUUGUCAAAACUUCCUGUUGGGCCUGCUUACUAUCCCAAGGACAUAGCAAGUGAGCACCCAGAGAGAUUUUUUAUAGCAGAAAUUAUUCGGGAGAAAAUUUUCAUUCAAUACCGUUAUGAAGUUCCUUAUGCAUGUCAGGUCAAUGUGGUGAAUUACAUCACUAGACCGACCUCAAAAGAUUAUAUUGAGGCUGAGAUUGUGGUUGAGAAAAAUUCUCAAAAGAUGAUUCUCAUUGGGAAAGAUGGGAAGUCUCUUAAGGUACUAGCAACGGCAUCACGACUUGAUAUUGAAGAUUUCUUGCAAAAGCAAGUCUUUCUUGAGGUGGAAGUCAAGGUGAAAGUGAACUGGCGGCAAGACGAAGGUCUACUCAAACACUACGGCUAUGGAGGCCAAAUCCGGGUCAUAUGACACUGUCUUUCUAUUGUAUUAAGAAGGAGAAGCACGUAACUCACCCAAAAAAGAAGCACAAGCAUGUAUGUAGCAUAACCCUUAGCCACUAGCGCGUGGUGCUUUAUUUUCUCAUUAGUUUUUCUAAGCUCAUAUUGGUCUUGUAUCAUUUUAACAUCGUCUUUCAUGUCAAUCAUUGAUUCUCUUAUCUCUAAA
Messenger RNA from Amborella trichopoda, 1518 nucleotides. Its product is annotated as GTP-binding protein Era-like protein. The record is from RefSeq and is a predicted model, not a curated record. Gene Ontology annotation, biological process: ribosomal small subunit assembly. Lineage: Eukaryota; Viridiplantae; Streptophyta; Magnoliopsida; Amborellales; Amborellaceae. Gene Ontology annotation, molecular function: rRNA binding; ribosomal small subunit binding; GTP binding.